AUGACGAAUAUUUUUCAACAUCCAAGGUCCAUUUAUAUUCCUCUCGAUGCAUAUGUAUGUUGUAAACAUGGAUUUAAUUCAACAUAUCAAAAUGAUCUAAAUGGAAUUAUCAAUCCAGACGAAUUUCAAGAAUCAAUGAAUCGAAUCAAUCAACCGAUGUUAUCAUGUAAUAAGAAACUCAAAAUCAUAUGUAUUAUUUUAUGUUUGAUGGUCUUAUUGGGAAUAUGCUUUAUCAUUAGUGCAAACGUAGCAGCUAAAAAGGAUUCAAGUUUCUAUAAUACAUUACUCACUAUUGGAAUCGUAUCAAUUGAUGGUGGAGUAUUUCUUCAUCUUAUCGCUUGUUGUGUGAUAAUAUGUCAACGUGAAAGAAAACUACGACAAGCCAUUACCAAAGAAACAAUCAUAUAUUCUUCAAGAUCUCCAAUAACGUGUGGAUGGCGAUUGGAAAAUUGCGGAGAUGAAAAUAAUGCAGAUCAAAACGACUAUAGUCAUGUAGUGAUUGAUAUCGUUCGUCCUACAACAGCAGUAAAUUCAAUAUAUCAUUUUGAUCAAGAUAACUCUUUACCACCGCCACCAUCAUAUUCCGAUCUAUUUCCAAGAUUGUCUUCGUAA
Messenger RNA from Adineta ricciae, 612 nucleotides. NCBI's taxonomy places the organism in Eukaryota, Metazoa, Rotifera, Eurotatoria, Adinetida, Adinetidae. The record is from the annotation of a GenBank genome assembly.